AUGGCCAGCCGAAACACCCCUCUCUUUUUCCAUGGCUUUGAACUCGGCGGUCACUUUGUUGACCCUCGACCUCUCGGUACAGGAGUCACCGGCCUGGUUUUGUCAGCUGUUGACCAGCGCACUGGACAGCGAGUGGCCAUUAAAAAGCUGGUGAUGCGUGAUCCGGUUACGAUGAAGCACGCCCUGCGGGAAGUAAAAAUCACCCAAAGACUGCACCAUGAGAACGUAGUGUGGGUUCAUGAGGUCUUAGCUCCGUACGGACAACCAUUACCCAGAGACCCAUCUCAGCUCACUGCCCUGUACAUCAUUCAGGAGCGCAUGGAGACUGAUCUGGCUCAGCUGCUGGACCAAGGACCUCUACCCACAUGUCAUGCCACCCUGCUGUUCUACCAGCUGCUGAGGGGGCUAAAGUUCAUCCACUCAGCCAACGUCCUGCACCGAGACCUGAAGCCUGCCAACAUUUUCAUCAACACAGACCAACUCCUGCUCAAGAUCGGUGACUUUGGGCUGGCCAGAAUAGUCGACCCCCAUUAUUCCCACAAGGGUUACCUGUCCGAGGGUUUGGUCACUAAAUGGUAUCGGUCCCCCCGCCUGCUCCUGUCCCCCAAUAAUUACACCAAGGCCAUAGACAUGUGGGCGGCCGGCUGCAUAUUAGCUGAGAUGCUCACUGGACGCAUGCUGUUUGCAGGAGCUCACGAGCUGGAACAGAUGCAGCUGAUUCUCGACACGGUGCCAGUGCUGAGAGAGGAGGACAGGCAGGAUCUGCUGCAGGUGAUGCCUUCAUACGUCAGUAAUGGAUGGAAAGUCAAGAAACCCUUUUCUGAGCUACUGCCUGAAGUGGAUGCUUUGGCUGUGGACUUUCUGGAGUGUAUUUUGACCUUUAACCCUAUGGAUCGUCUGACAGCUGAAGAGGCCCUGUCCCACCUCUUCCUUCAGAAGUACUCUUGCCCCGAAGACGAGCCCACAUCGUCACAUCCCUUCCACAUUGAGGAUGAGUUGGACAGCCUGAUCACUGAGCAGAGCCUGAGCAGUCAGACUUCCAGCUUUUACUGGGAAAGGUAUGAUAACAGUUUAUCAACAAAUAUAUGCUGGCAACAUUCAUGGGGGAAGUGCCGCUGCAUGCCUCCUGGUCAAAAUCUGUCCGACCUGGGAGACACCACAGAUAAUGAAGAAGUGCAAAGGGACCCCCGGAUCAAUUCCAGCCCGGUGGCAGAAGAGGCUCAGGUUGACCCCCGGAAAUAUUCCCACAGCAGCUCAGCUGAGCGCUUCCUGGGGAACUCCCAUUCUUCUCUGGAACGAGUUUGUGGUUUGGGGUACGGGGAGCUGGACUGUGGUCGCUCCUGUGAUUACAAAGUGGGCUCUCCUUCUUAUCUGGAUAAAAUCGCCUGGAGGGAGGGAAAACCUCAACACUACUCAGAGCCCAAGCUGAUUCUGGAUCUGUCUCACUGGAAGCAAAACAGUAGCAGACACCCCCUGCCUGCUGAGACCAUCGGUGGCAGUAUGGAGGACCUGGGGGAGAUUAAGGAAGCAAAAGAGGAAGAAAUGGAGGAAACAGGGGAUUUGUUCCAGGAAAUCUCUCGCUGGGUGGAGACCACUCAGUCUCGUCUGCACUCGCCCAGUCCCAGCCCUUCAAUGGAGCGAUCCUCACCCUCCUGCUACACCUCGUCCCCCCCUCUCCCACUCUCUCCUACUGACCACCCGUCUCUGGUGUUCCACAUGAAGGAAGUUGUGCAGCAGCCGUCAGCUGAAUAUGAAUCGGACCGACUGAGCUACCUUCCUCCAUUCACAUCUUCUUCUAACACUCUUCCGUCCAUUUUCCCUUCAUCUCCCACAUCUCCUUUUUCUCCUCAACCAGUGUCCCCCACAUCUACACCACUUGUGGGGCUCCUUGAAUCUCACCCUCUUUCCUCUACGCCCUCCUCAGCGAACACAGACUCCAUGGAGUCUUUGCCUGUCAAGCAAAAAGAGCGUUUGUUUGACCUGGAUGUGUUUAUAUCCCAAGCGCUGAAACUUUGUCGGCAGAGUAAGGACAACGUUAACGGGAAGAAAGGACAAGAUGGAAUGUGGAUGGAAGAAAGCAAAACGUCAAACAUUCAGGUACCUGGACUUCCAGAGCACAGAACUCCACCACCAUCACAGACCCCCAACUCUUGAUGCUUCACUUCAGCUUCUGGUUCCACACAGGAUAAUAUUAU
Messenger RNA from Nematolebias whitei (Rio pearlfish), 2195 nucleotides. It is a transcript of the gene mapk4, whose product is annotated as mitogen-activated protein kinase 4. Gene Ontology annotation, molecular function: MAP kinase activity; ATP binding. Gene Ontology annotation, biological process: cell surface receptor signaling pathway; intracellular signal transduction; protein phosphorylation. The record is from RefSeq and is a predicted model, not a curated record. The transcript has 8 exons. Gene Ontology annotation, cellular component: cytoplasm; nucleus. Lineage: Eukaryota; Metazoa; Chordata; Actinopteri; Cyprinodontiformes; Rivulidae. Bases 1 to 2154 code for a protein of 717 amino acids.